UUCUCAAGCUGGAACAUUGGAGGAAAUUUUUUUCUCUUUUUUUUUUUUUUUUUUACACAUAAAACAGGCAUAAAGAAACGGAUGUGCUUCGGAAAACGAAACGGCUACCGCCCUCCUGAUUUUAAUGCACAAAUUGAGAGGUCCGCGAUCUGCAGGGGGAUGACAUGCAUGUGUCCAGGCAUUUAACAUCAUUGAGGAUUUUAAGACUAGCAGGCUGCCCUCCGCCAAGCCAUGAUGGACAUUCUGUACACAGGCCCUGUCCCGGCAGACCGCGAGUCUCCGAUGGCGGGGAGCGAGACAUCCCCCAGCCAUGCCCAGCAUCCCUCCCCCACACAGAAACCCAACACCUGCUGCUUCUGCUGGUGCUGCUGCUGUAGCUGCUCAUGUCUCACUGUUAGGAGUGAAGAUGCCAAGCGCGGGCGGAGGAAAGCCCAGGAAACAAGGCUGGAGCCCUUUCCAUGUGAAACUUGCACCAAACCAACGGUGGAAGAAAUAAAACAGUGGUCACAGUCUUUUGAUAAGCUGAUGAAGAACCCGGCAGGGCGGAACAAGUUCCGUGAGUUCCUGCGGACAGAGUACAGUGAGGAGAACAUGCUCUUCUGGCUGGCCUGCGAGGACCUGAAGAAGGAGAUCAACAAGAGUGCCAUCGAGGAGAAAGCGUGUGUGAUCUACGAAGACUACGUCUCCAUCCUAUCGCCCAAAGAGGUGAGUCUGGACUCUCGAGUGAGGGAAGUGAUCAACAGGAGGAUGCAGGAUCCAACCCCUCACAUAUUUGAGGAUGCACAGCUGCAGAUCUACACCCUUAUGCACAGAGACUCCUACCCACGUUUUCUCAACUCCUCCAUCUACAGAUCACUGGUGCAGGGGGGGUCACGCUCUUCGUCUGAGUCAUAGACCCCCUCGCUUUCCCAUCCUUCUCUCCCUCUGUCUCACAUUCUCUUCAACUGUCCAUACAUUUCUCCCCAUUUCUCUCGAUCUCUCUCCAUUGCACAAUCACUCAAGGAGAAAGUACUCCUUUUUUGUGUGUCAUUAUGGUUGGAUCUUUUUUUUCCGUUAGUCAAUUGUCCUCUUUCAUUUUUGAGGGAAUCCCUAAUUUUUUGGUGUUUCUCCUGAAUCUGCACAGACUGAAACUUGAAGACACAGGGUUGAAAAUGCAGUUUUUUGGGUUUGUUUUUUUCCUCCUUUUUCCCUGUACCAUCAUUUCAAGUGUAUGUGGCAACAGCAUCAACUACUGAUUUACCCAGCCAUCUUUUGACUUUAUUUUUUCCGUCAAACACAUUUUACUUGUCUUCUGGCAUCUCUAGUUGAAGAGAGCUGAAAGAGCAUCUGCAAUAAGAAACACUGGAGUGGCCUGACCAAUCUGCUCCUCUCUCCUCAAUCCUGUCCACUAUCUCUGUGCUCUGAUUGGGUCUCUGAGGUGAGGGGCUGAGUGGUGAUUGGCUGGCUGAUUGUAAAGAGAGGAACAGCACUUUUUCCAGGUGCAAAACAAUUAGCUAUAAAAUAAUAGUUAGAAUACUAAUAAAUUUACAGACCCAGGCAGAAUCUGAUGACCUUUUUUGUAUUUUCUUUAUUGAAUUAAAAAAUGGUAAAAUGUGUUAAAUAGAGUACUAUAUUCUUAUUGGUAGCUGAAUGCAUUUCAUAUUAGCUAAAUAAUUUAACAAACAAAAAUGUAUGGGCAGCAGAUGUGUAAAAUUUUAUACAUGAUGGACGUUCCGAUAAUUUCUAAUAAUUGAUAUCAAUAAGAUGAGAAAGGGGAGGACCACCAAAUUUAGAUAAAUAAAUAAUAAUAAUUUAAAAAAAGAAACAUGAGAGAAUGCCAAGGUCUUAAUUAGACUGGUCACUCAAAUACAUUUCAAAAUGAGUAUUUUUAAUGUUAUUUAUUUUUUUAUUAAAUUGUGAUUUCUGUGUUUAUGUCUGUUUAUCUCAGAAAUACUUAGAGAUUUUUGAGCAGCAAAAUCAGAGACACAAAAUCUUAGCUGUAUUUGUGAGACACUAAAGUAUCAAUAGUUUUUAGGAAUCACAGGCACAAGAUGUACAAUUUAAAGGUGCACUUAGUAAUUUUUCCUCAUUAAAAAAGUUUAACUCCUAAAGACAUGAAUUGUCAUUUUGCAAUUUAUGUAGGAAAACCACUCAUAUAUAUAUAUAUAUAUAUAAAAGAUGUUUUAUUCUACAUGGAGAGGGUCUGCAUAUGGGGUCUGUCAUGUUAGAAUCACAUGACCAGCCAAAUACUGCUAGCCGUACUGUUAUUUGACACUUUCACUCAUUGAUUAAAGUAAUCAUGGCUGACUGUAAAUUACAAAAUUUCUACAAAGGCAUCUGAAACUGAAAAAUAUUGAUUUUAAAUAAUGCUGUUACCAAGCCGCUAGGUGUCGGUGUAAGUCCAAGAUAACACAUAGACAAAAGUUACUGAGUGCACCUGUAAAAGAUUAUGCACAUUAUAAUGUUUUUUGGCUAAAUAAAAAGAGCAGUUCUCUGAAACACAAGAGAAUCUAUAGCCACUUUUAUACAGGACACCUGAUGAUUUGCAGUAAAUUUGCUGGAUUUACCUUUACCGAUAAAUGUAUCAUACCUGCCAUUUACACAUGCAAUAGCUUUUCAUAUUUUAUUUGUUUUGCUACCAUUCUCACAUCAGCACCGAAAUGUCAUUUAAAUGUCGAAAAUGUCGGAAAUGCCCUGCUCAGAUAGAGAGAAGGGCUAAAUUUGAAAUCGCAUGCUACCAUAAUACACUUACUAUUUCUGAUGUAUACAGAAUGUAGCCAGGCUCUUUCAUUUCACUGUCUGUUCAAUUUGACAAGAUAUAUGUCCAUAAUGUGAUCCUGAUUUCCUCCUGCGUCACAGGUAUACCAUUAAUAUACAUCUUUUUAUCAUGGUAAAAUACAUAAGAAAGUUGUUUUUUCUACACCUUUUUCUUUAAACUCUGUAUGUGUUUUUAAGGGGACUUUCUCCUACAAUAGUUGUCAGCAUUAGCAAAUAAGAAAAAGCACUGUUUGAGUUUUAUAUACAGUAUUAUAUAGGUACCCUUACAAAGAAGCCAUUAACUACUAUAAAAACCCAAUUUUAAGACAAGAAAUCAAAAUAGUCUUUGUUCGUUUAUUCACACAGUUACUGGUAUUAUGCUGCAUUAUGAAAAUGCUGAUUUUAAAUGUUUUCUGGGCAAAAUACAAAGCACGUAUCAAUUUCACUUAGGAACAUUUCAUUUAUGUGAUGUCACAAAGGUCCAAACAUUUCAAGUUUAAUGCUCAGUUUGUGAAACAAUUUCAGUGUUACACAUGCAUUCAUGCUAAAACUUGUUUCCUUAAUAGAAUGACUUCAAAGUUGACAUUCAGUGACUUUUAAAGGGAUUGUUCAUCCCAGAAUAAAAACAAACCUGUAUGACUUCCUUUUUUCCAUGGAACACACAAGAAGAAAUUUGCUGAAAGUUACCAUCAGUCACCAUUAACUUUCAUUGUUUAAAAAUUAAUGGUGACUGAGAGUGUCAUUCUGCCUUACAUCUCAUUUUGUGUUCCACGAAUGCAAGGAAAUCAAGGUUUGGAACAACAUGAGGCUUAGUUUAUAACAAUUUUCAUUUUUGGGUUAACUAUUCCUUUUAACCAGCUAGAUAUUAAGAAUAUAGUGAGAGGGAAAUGAUAGUGGAAUUGGUUGAAUUUGUGUUAACACUGUGAGCUGCGUUACCUCUCAAAUAUUUUUUUCUAAACAUUUCAUAAUGUGAAUCUGAAACCCAAUCAGUUCUGUAAGUGGGUCCACACAAUAGCAGAGAAUUUCCAGUGUGGAUUUUAUUAUAUCAUUUGUCUUAUGUUAGCACUUAUCUAAAUAUUGAUUAAUGAAUAGUAUGUGUGAAGAAUCUCGUGUCCUCAUUCACUGGAGGUUAGUAUUUGCUAUGAGCAUUGAUCCUUAAACAGUGGUGGUUUCAUGCUCCAUGUAGUUUGAGCAAACUGAUCUGAGACCAGUAGUUGGGAGAACUCUCAUUUCACAUUGAAAUGGGAUAAAAGCAUCCACAUCUGCCUGGUACUUUCAGGAUUUAGUUAUUUGUAAAUAUACACAUUAGAGCAAAAUAUACAAAUCUAUAUUCAAAUAAGGAAGCUUAAAACACAGACUUUCAGACAGUGACAAUGUAUGAGAUUUAGUUAUUUGGCAUUUUUGCCAAACAUAAUUUAGAGGAACUUUACGUACUGUAGUACCUAAAAAAAAAUAAGUGUGUUGCCUUUAUUUUAUUUUUUUAUUUCAUUGGUUGCAGUAUGCAUGAAUAUGUACAUUUUUGAAUAUUUGUGUAAUAUAUGUGUGUAUAUGGGUAUAUAUGUACAUGAACAUAUAUUUAGUAUUGCUCUUGUUGUCUGACACGAUGUGACCAGUCUAACUUAAGCCAGAUUUCUGAAUGUGUGGAAAUGCGUGUCUGGUCAAACAGUUAUGUAUAAGGUUAAGUUAACUGUAGUAAGAAAAUGGGAGAGAGAUGUCAGUAUCAUUAGGGCCUUUGGAAGCACACUCUCAAUAUGAUAUUACACAAGGAUACGCACAGUUAAAUACAAUCCAAUUCUUUAAAUAAUAUACACUUUAAAACACGUACAAGAGGGAAGUGUGCUGGUGGACCUCUCAGCAUUUCACAUUGCAUGUGCAAUUUGCGUUCACACGGAACGCAAUUAAAUUGCUGGAGGGUCGCCAAGUCACUGUACUGUACAACCAUAGCAUCCAAUUGUAUCAGAAGGCGGAUCACAUGGUCACACUGUCUCCACUCCCAUUGGUAGUCACUGCUCAAUUGCAUAACGUUAAAAUUUGUCGCAUCCUCAAUGGUAACGGUUGCCUCAAAUUGCAAACUCGUCAAAAUGAAUGACUUCCUAUGGAUUUGUUGCUGCAAAUCACUGUCACUGUGAAUGCAUUACACUGUAAAUGACAAUAUAUUAUAAUCUACAAAGCUGUCUAUACGGCAAUGUGAAAAAUUUAGUAAGCAAAAACGGUACAUUGAAAAGCACGCUUGCAAUGUGAAUAGUUUUGCUGACUAUAAUAGGUACUUUAUAUAAUGUUAAACUCUGUUAAACUCUGUCACAUCCUCAAUGGUUACCAUCGCUCAUGUGACCUCAAAUUGCCAACUCAUCAAAAAUCAAUGACUUCAUGUUGCUUUAUCGCUGCAAAUCGCUGUCAGUGGAACAUACAAUUCGGACACUUAUUAUAAUAAAUGAAGCUGUGUACGCUGCAAGCUUUGAGAAGGCAAAAGCAUUCUUGCAUUAUGGACAGCUUUGUUAUUUAUAAUAGUUGCAUUCUGAUUUGUCCCAACAGACCUGUCUACGCUCCAAGUGCGAAACGUUUAAAAUGUAUACAUCUCUUUCAGUGUGGACCGCUUUGUUAAUUAUAAUGGGUGUGUUCGAAUUUAUCGCAGUGUAGAAACUGUCGAACUGUAGGAGGCAUCGUUUCCCAUAUUAUCCACAUUCUCUGUCAACUGAAAUAACAGACAGACUUCUAACUUGUAAUUGAUCGGAGACAGGGACUGUGACCUAGUGCUGCUUAUGUUUACAUAGAUUUCUUUAAGGUGCCAAAUUGAUCUAGCCUUCUUACAGUCUCAAACUAAGGACAUUUGUGUGGAUGCAUAAAUGCAAGAGCUAGUCUGUCUCAGUGUGUGAUGUGUUUCCAUGGAAUCAUAGUUUCAACAUAUCGCAACAUACUGUCACCAAAUAGUCCAACUUUUUCCCUUUUUGUAUAAUAUUUUGGUUUUAGUGUUUAAAACAAAUCAAUAUAUCUAAGUGUGCACAUCACGUGCCAGCCUCAAUUUCUAGCCGUCUCAUUUUCACUCAUUUACCGUCCAUCAUUUUAUUUCAUUCUUAUUUUCUCUCUGGUCACUUUGUGAGAUCCUCCUCUCUUAGUCACAUAUUCUCAUGAGAUUUGCAGUGUCGUGCCAUACAGCAGUGAGAUCGAUCCCUGACUCAUGGACUUCUAUGGACAUUUAUUUAUUGACAUUAUCAUUAUAUUUUGUAUUAAAAUAAAUCAAGUUGUGUUUUAAAAGGAGUAUGCUUCUGGCUGUCUGGACCAAUUUUUUGUUUCCUGAAGUCUGUGACCAUUACUGUGUAACCUCUCUUCACAUUUAGGUGCCAUAGCAGGGCGCCCUCUUCAGGUUGUGGUUGGGAUGGACUUAAGGUCCCCUUUAACACAGGCCAGCUCACUACUGGAAUUCAAAGAGGAUUUAUUCAUGAACUCAUCUGUAAAAUUCCAUAACCUCUGACUUGGUUGCAGAAUUUUUUUUAAGAGAAC
Xyrauchen texanus (razorback sucker) is the source of this 6234-nucleotide messenger RNA. Its product is annotated as regulator of G-protein signaling 17-like. The coding region runs from base 232 to 894 and encodes 220 amino acids. The transcript is spliced from 6 exons. The record is from RefSeq and is a predicted model, not a curated record. Lineage: Eukaryota; Metazoa; Chordata; Actinopteri; Cypriniformes; Catostomidae.